Molecule: messenger RNA, 3340 nt
Organism: Hemiscyllium ocellatum (epaulette shark)
Lineage: Eukaryota; Metazoa; Chordata; Chondrichthyes; Orectolobiformes; Hemiscylliidae
Product: sodium/hydrogen exchanger 10-like
Exons: 25
Coding region: 1-3315 (1104 amino acids)
Biological process (GO): proton transmembrane transport
Cellular component (GO): membrane
Molecular function (GO): monoatomic ion channel activity; sodium:proton antiporter activity
Source: RefSeq, a predicted model, not a curated record
AUGCCAGUGCUGAUAUUCAGCAGUGCUUUUGAAAUUGAAUCUCAUAUAUUUUUGAAAUCAUUAUCACAGGUGGUGAUUUUGGCCGGUCCUGGUUUGAUCCUGAGUAGUGCAAUGAUUGCUCUUAUGGCUGUUAAAGUUUACACAUUCAACUGGGACUGGUACAUUGGCAUGAUGUUUGGGUCAAUUCUUGGCUGCACUGACCCUAUUACAGCUGUCGCUCUACUUCGGAAUCUAGGUGCAUCUAAAGCUCUUACUCUGAUAAUUGAAGGAGAAUCAUUGCUGAAUGAUGGCACCUCUAUCGUUGUGUUUGAAGUCUUUCGAGAUCUUUCUCUUCAUCCACAUAAUGUUGACGCUACUGAGCUUGCUAUAAGAUUGAUACUGAAGGUGCUCGUCAGUCCAAUAUUUGGAUACGCAAUGGCCAAAAUCACCAUGUUUUGCCUAUCCUAUAUUUUUAAUGAUGGUUUGACAGAGAUAACAAUGAGUUUGGCUAUCACAUACAUCACAUUCUUUGUUGGUGAGUGGGUUGGGACGUCGGGUGUAAUAGCUGUGACCUUUAUGGGGCUAUUUAUGGAUACAGUGAGUUUUAGCCCAGAGAUUGAGGUAUUUCUUUUGCGCUUCUGGGAAAUGCUAACAUAUCUGGGUAAUACUCUUAUCUUCAUGAUCGUUGGAGUGGUGAUAUCACAGAGGUCAUUGGAAUACAUGUCUAUCAGUGAUGGAUUUUUCAUCAUUGUGCUUUACUUUGGACUAAAUACGAUACGGCUAGUGCUUAUUGUUGGCUUAUCGCCACUACUGUCACGCUUGGGCUAUGGCUUCAAUUGGCGUUGGGCAGCUGUUUGCAUCUGGAGUGGCACAAAAGGAGCUUUCACUUUGAGUUUGGCUCUGAUGGCUUAUCAGUUGGAAGGACUUGAUGAAGUGAAUGUCAGAAACAAGAUACUGCUGCAUGUAUCAGGGACAGUGGUACUGUCACUCCUAAUCAAUGGUACCACAAUGGGAUGGAUCGUCAAUACCUUGGGUCUUAGUGAUAUUCCAGCCCCUAAACGGAUGGCUAUGUAUAGUGCACUUCAACGUAUCAGGGAAAGUGAGGCCAACACCUUUUCAUUGCUGAAAAUGGAUAGAUUCCUUGCUGAUGCAAACUGGGUAAUGGCAGAAAAAUUAGUGCAAAUUGAAGACCCUUACAAGAGUCACCAAAGAAAUGUUCAUGUUGAUGAUCUUUUACAAACUACAAGAACAGCCCGUUGCCCUGACUGUGAGAAGAACAUACCAUGGGAACCUUCUCUUCGUGAGAUAGAUGACAUGAUGGAAGAAGCCAGGAUACGUGUAUUAAAAGCACAGAAGACCAGUUACUGGCGGCAGUAUAGUGCUGGAAUGCUUAAUCGCCAGGCAGCUCGGACUUUGAUUAGUAUCACUGAAAACAUGAUUGAUUCUGGAAGAUUUAUGACUGUAGUAGAUGUCAAGAAAGAGUGGGAAAUUGGAGGCAUUUUUGUCAUCAUAAGGAAAAAGCUGGAAGACUGGAUGUACAAUGUCAAAGGGGACAAAUAUAAACCAUCCAAAAACAGGAUUUCAAAGUUUUGCUACCGCAUGGUAUUCACCAAUGCGUUUGAAGUUUUUGUUUACAUGGCUAUUCUACUUAACGUCUUUCCACUCAUUCUGGAAUAUAUUCCCAAUGUGAAUGUAGAGCUUGAGAUAGAGCUGCGAACGAUUAAUUAUAUUUUCUUUGUCGUGUAUGUAGUACAGGCACUUAUGAAGGCCCUUGCUGUGCGGAAAGCCUAUAUCUUUGAUCACUGGAAUCAGUUUGAUGUAUUCAUUAUCACAUUAGCAGCAGCUGAUAUUAUCAUAGACCAGUUAUUUGAGCGCAGCGUGCAUAAGAUCCGUACUGUCCGAAUCUUCAGAUUGGUGCGACUUGCUAGAGUACUCCGACUUUUAAAGAUUAUGAUACCAACCUUCAUACAUCUUCUCAAUAAGCAGAUUAAUAAACAACUAAGCUUUGGAUAUGAUAUUGGAAAAGGAUAUGUAGUAGGCGAAGAGGAUGUUAGUAAUCUUAUUGAUCACAUUUCUGACCAAAAAGUGAUCUCUGAGCAACUGAGGAGUAUUGUCGAGCGGAAUCAUCAAGAAGCGAUUAAGGAACUGGGUCUUCUGCAACGUGACCACCCAGAGAUAGCAAUAUCAGUAAAGACCAGACAGGCAGUCCGAACUGUGCUUAACAGUGCCCGGGACACAAUUCAUGCUUUAAUGGCUGGAGGUCUUCUUGAUGAUGCAGAAGCGUUAAAAUUAGAAACGAUGAUUGAAGUAAAGAUGAAGCGUCUUCUGAAAUUCCCCCCUUCCAUACAACCUCCAACUGCAGAAGAAUUGUUAAAAAAUUUACCAUGGCUGCAAAAUUCAGAGAAACAAAUUGAAUUCAUCAAGUAUAAAGCAAAGCUACUUUAUUUUGACUACGGUGACAUUGUUGUGCACCAGGGUGAACAGCCACGAGGAAUUCAUCUCAUUGUAUCAGGAAUGGUUCGGCUACAUGGUGUCAAACCAUUACUUGGAAUCAGCAGUAAAGGCAUGGAUAUGGAUGAAGAUGAUGAAUUACCAUCAGACAAAAUCAGACCCACCUUCACUGACUACAGGAGCAGUGGUGCGAUUAUUGGAGAACUAAAUUGCCUAACUCAGCAAAGAAUGGAAGUAACAGUUACCUGUGAAACUGUAGCACAGACUUGUUACAUCUCAAUUGAUGACCUCUUUGAAGCUUUUGAUGUCUUUUCUGAAUUUCCUUCUCUUGAGUAUAAAAUCUGGCUAGCACUAGGGAUUCGCAUUGCUAUUACAAUCAUGAUGGAAGAUAUAACAUAUCAGGGCUGGUCAUAUAAUAGCAUCUGUGCUUAUCUGGCUCGAUCUUAUGUGGUGGAUAUAGAAAAAAACAACAGAUUUGAUCUUUAUGAUGGGACAGUAGAGGAUGCGUUUCUUGUUUAUGGAAGUGCUGAGGAUGUACAGUCACAGCGACAAUAUGAUGCUCCUUGUUAUAUUUCAAAAACUACUCACCAGAUAUUGGGAUUAUCUAACAUAAAUAAAAUACUGAUUGUUGGUCCUAACAUAAAACAUUUAGAAGAAUGCAAUGGUGGUCCAUGCCUUCGGCAUCCACAGUCCCGGAAAUCUGGGAUAAAGGGAAGUCGUUUAGAAACCUUCAGUCCCAGUCAAGUAGAACUCUACAAUAUGGAAGGCACUAACAAGCUGACAGGUCAACCAUCAAUGCUGUUUCGCUCAUUGACUCCAUCUUCCCGAAUCGAAGGUCGUCUUCAAGCUUCUACAUCAAUUGCUAAUGUGAAAAAGUUGUUUUGAUUGAACAAAGUCUUUUUCAUUCUGA